UGUCUCGACGCCAGCGCGUUGCGAUCAACGCAUUGUGUACUGAGCGGAGGAAGGGCUGUUUUUAGGAAAAACUCGCUUGUAGCUCGUUUUCUACAUCACUACGAAAGAAAAGAGGCGUCAAUUGUGUAGUGAAAACCUUUUGCUCGCGAGUUAUUAAUCCCGAAAGUUGAAUCUGUGAAUAUCUUGCCAACUCACGCAGAGCUGCGAAUAUGGCUUGUGUUGCGACAUACAGUUUUCUAAUGAUCAGUAUCUGUUUCAGAAGCACCUCAUGGGCAGACGCAAUGGUGCAAGUUACACCUUUAUUUGGAGCUGUUGGGAAUGAGAUCAUCAUCCAGUGUGCUACAUGAUAAAACCCCUCAAGAUGGGGUGUACAUGUACAAAAAAGGGGCAAGUAAAUAUAAGCAGGAACUCUUCUACUAUUACAAAGAUGGCACUUUUAUCCAUAGAUCAACAAUGUACAAACCCAAAGUCCGUGUAGAUGGAAAAAUUCCCAACCUUAAUGUCACCUUCUCAAAUGUAAAUACCACAGACAUUGGGCUUUACUGGUGUGAAUUUAAUUUGGAAGAGAAAAUUACAGUUAGCAGGCUCACAUGGUUAUGGAUAGAAAAAUCAGAGGGAAAAAAAGAAGACAACACAGAAGAAAAAAAAAAAGAUACAAAUGAAAUAGAAGAUGAUAAAAAGUGUCCAGAAGAUCCUCAUGUGAAGAUCGUUCUCAUUGUGUGUGCUGUCAUGUCGCUACUGUGCAUCACUGGUUUCGUCUUUGUGGUUCUGAAGGUGCAGGGGUGUUGGGGACACAAGAAAUACAGACCAUCAAAUCAACCCUCAGACUCGGUUUAUGAAGAGAUGAAACGGAGCAAUGUGGACUGCCCGCCCAGUGUACGGACAUUCAUCAACCCUGACUAUCAAUCCACCAAGCUACUCCGCUAAAUACCUGUGAUAUAGAGUUUACAUUGUAUAACUCUCUAUUUGGAUUGGCAAAGCUUUUAAAUGAUUUAUUGCUUUGUAUUUGAGUUUAUCAUUUUAACUUUUUUCCUGCUCCUCUUAGUUCAGCGAGAGAGAAAUACAAUUCUUUAAUUAAUUAUCAUGAGUACUGUAGUGCUGUAGAUCAGGAAGAAUUUAAAAUAGUAUAAGUGUGAAGAACAACAACAAAAAAAGAUGCGUCAGUUUAAGAGAUAUUGUUAGCUGAUGGACAAAAGAUAUGUCAAAGACCUCAUUUGUGGUCUGAUGCGUCAUGCAUGUGCAAAGAACUCAAGAAUGUUGUUAAGUGCUUGCUACUUUCCGUCUGACAAGUAGGCCAACAGUGAACUGACUGAUGGAAAAGUUGAGAAUCAUAUUUCACUCCUCUGAUCAUAAUAAUGGCAAUCAAAUCCUUUUUGUCUCAUUGCUAAUUUUAAACUAAACAGCAAAUGGUACUUGUUUGCACAGUGUGUAUUUGACUCUCUUUUAACUUGGUUUCCACUCUUAACCAAUCAUCUUCUUUUGCAGCUGUGGUCAUGUUUUCUUCCUUUCUAUAACCUUUUAGAAUGCAUCAAAAGAAAGCCACACUGAUGUGUUUCUUGUGUUGACUAACAAUGUUGAAUAUAAAGGUUUAACACUUACGUAGUGUGUUUGCUUUUAUAUAUUAAUUAACAUGCAUGCUGUUUUACUCAUCAUCCAGCUUGGCUGCAUUUGUAAUGCAUUUUAAUGUUUUUAAUGUAAUGUUAAUUGUUUUUUUAUUAUUAUUAUUUAACAUAUCUUGUCUCUGACAAGAGUAUGUCUUGUAUCUCUAUGUGCAAAAUAACAUUUGUAAAGUAAAAUGCAUUAAAACAUUUGAUUAAUAA
This is a messenger RNA of Cyprinus carpio (common carp), 1820 nucleotides long. RefSeq lists its product as uncharacterized. The transcript has 4 exons. Gene Ontology annotation, molecular function: signaling receptor activity. Gene Ontology annotation, biological process: adaptive immune response. The record is from RefSeq and is a predicted model, not a curated record. Bases 319 to 927 code for a protein of 202 amino acids. Gene Ontology annotation, cellular component: membrane. NCBI's taxonomy places the organism in Eukaryota, Metazoa, Chordata, Actinopteri, Cypriniformes, Cyprinidae.